CGACCAAUAGUGGGGCAGGGUUUUCGUCGCAGAAAGUUGGCCAGGCGGACGCUCAAGAAGGAAAGAGGUUCUUGCGUUUUUCUGGGGGUGCGACGCCGCCAGCGUUGGUUGCCGCGCGUGGAUCGUCGACUGCCUGUGCGCAUUUCGUUUCGCGAAAACCUCGGUGGCAUCACUAGGGCUUGUGUGUGUGAACACUGUGUGUGAAAUCUCUGCGACACAUUCGCUUUGGAUAACCGGCACGAAGCAGCGACGACCACUUGGAUCUAACGACGACUCGCGGAGCUCGCACCGCCAUUUCGGAUACUUGAACGCAACGAGGUGGGAUAACCUGUACGCCAGCCCCCAGGCGCCUCAUCCGGGGAGUUAUAAGGGAUAUCCCACCAACUGUACACCACUACGAGCAUCGCCGAAGCGCCCGGGCACGCCCAAAUACCCCGCGCCACUCCGCUGUACACCAGUGCAGCGGGCUCGCGCGUGCCGCAUCGAAAAAGACGAGAAGAGAGCGAGAGAGAGAGACGGAAGAAAAAAAAAAAGAAAAGGGCAGGCUUCCCAGGACCCCGCCAGGAUUAUGAGCCAACAGCCUGAGCAUGUGAAGAUGGUAGCGGUGAAUUAGUGAAGAGGAGGCAGGCCUGCUGCACCCAACGGGAUCAUGGUUUCCACGCAGACUGCCAUGCCACCGCCCGCACCACCGCCUGCCGUAAGCUCACCCAUGAAUGCCCAGCAGCAGCAGCAGCAGCAACAACAGCAGCAGCAACAGACUCAGCAGCAGCAGCCACAACAGGUUGUGGUCAGUUCACAGCCCAAUCUGGCAUCGCCCACCUCUGUGGCCGUGACCCAGGUUCCCAACCAGGUCACCAUGACCACUAGCGCCCACCUGCAGCCUCAGCAACCACAGUCACCCAUCGGUGGGCACAUGCCCCCGCACUCGUCGACAUGCACUGUCAUCCCCCAACAGGCGAUCCAGAGCAUGACCCAGUCACAGUUGCAGCCCGUGCAGGUGAUCCAGCAGUCACUACCUAACCACUACCUGCCACAACUGUACUCGACUCAGCAGCAGAUGCUUUUGCCAGGCAACCUCGCCAUACAGCAGCACAGCAUGGGCGCCCUGCAGGGCCUGAACUUGCAGCUGCAGAGCAAGGCCCACAUGGACCACACGAAGCAGGGUGGGGCAGGGGGACCGCACGGGACGACCACCAUCAUCCCAGCCGUGUCCAUCGCAAGUGUGAACCCAGGAGGCAAGGGGGUGACCAUCAGCAGCGCACCAACGUUGGUGACCACCAACUGCCACAUGAUGAGUGCCGCUGGCAAACCCUGCCUUCCUACUGGUCAGAUGAUCCACAAGGGCACCACGGUCAUGGGCCACGGUGGCUAUCAACUGCCAUCUACCAGCACAAGCCAGCAGACGCUGGUCAUCAACCCUCUGGGACUCAUCUCGAGCCAGAGCAUCCUCCCAGCUGCCAAUCAGGCCAAGCAGAUGGAUGCUAACAAGGCCAAGCCUUUCAUGGUAAAGCAUGCUUCCUUGAUGUCCCAGAAGGUACACACCCCUACCUCUUAUGCUCAGGUGAUGAGUCAGCAGACACCACUGCAGCCAAAGUCACCGCUAAUGGCCAACACAAUAAAUGCCCAGGGAUCAGGCCAGAUGACCACUGCUCAAGUGAUCAACACCAACCAGUUCAAGCAGCUCUCCCAGAACAACCCUCAGAUCAUCUCCAGCCAGCAGCCCACUGUCAUCAGCCAAGCACAGCUUCUAGGCUCGCUGCAAGCUCUCAACGCCACGUUCCCGCAUGGCAUUACGUGGGCUCAGCCAGGGCAGCUGCAGAGCCCAACCCUGCUCACCCAGAACCCCAUCUACAUCCGGAGCCAGCAGUCGGACGUCUUCCUGCAGCCUGGACCCCAGCAGGCCCUUCAUGCCCUGCCUGUGGCUACUGCUCAACCCACCGUAGCUCAGGCACAGCCCCAGGCCCAACCCCAGGCCCCCCAGCAGCCCACUGUGGCACUGGCUGCCGCCCCUCCCACGCAGCAGCCGCAACCGAUCCAGCAGCAGCCAUCCAAGCCCAAGCAGGUUCGUCCAGCCAGCUCAGUUGCUACUCAGACUGCCACCUCAACUUCUGUCACCGUCAACUCUCAUGUCCUCCCGGCACGAACACAGGCCAAGCCGAGGAUCAGGGCGCAGACAAACCGCACUUCCCCAGGUCCUGGGCAGCAGCAGAACAUGAUCCACACUCAGACGGCCAACACACAGACACAGACGUUUGCUGUGCCAUCUCCGCAACAGCAGACGACUGCACAGCAGCAGCAGCAGCACCAUCAUCAUCAACAUCAGCAGAACCUUCAGCACCCGCACACUCACCCUCACCAGCAUACUGCUCAGUUUCAGCAGCAGAUCCACCAACAGAUACACCAGCAUCAGCAGCAACAAAAAGCCGAUGCAGCCAAUCAGACAACAGUUGCCCAGCAGCAGCAAGCACAGCAACAGCAAGCACAGCAGCAGCAAGCCCAACAGCAGCAAGCCCAACAGCAGCAGGCGCAGCAGCAGGCACAGCAGCAGGCACAGCAGCAGGCACAGCAGCAGGCGCAGCAGCAAGCGCAGCAGCAAGCACAGCAGCAAGCGCAGCAGCAAGCACAGCAGGCACAGCAGCAAGCACAGCAGCAGGCCCAGCAGCAGGCCCAGCAGCAAGCGCAGCAGCAGGCGCAGCAGCAACAGCAACAGGCACAACAAGUGCAAGUGCAGGUGCAACAAGUGCAGCAGCAGCAGGUGCAACUUGCACAACAUCCAACCCAGCAGCAACAACAGCAGCAGCUCCAUCACCAUCACCACCACCAUCACCAGCACACUCCUAUUCAGCCACGUAUUCUUCCCGAGAUGAAGAGCACAUCCACUCAAAGCACAGUGAAGACAUCAGGCAUGGUGAACAUUGAGCCAAAGCCAGCCAACAUGCAGCCCAACCUGUCCCAGAGUCACCAGCAGCAGUCACAGGCUCAGAACACAAACAUGGCGAACCACGGAACACCUGGCCAUGCCACCACUGCCAAUACUCCUGUCCCGAGCGCAGCUCCCUCUCACUCCACGCAAAGCCACCCUAAUGCCAGUCACAGCACGCCCAACCACUCAAUCACAGGUCACUCGACUCUGGGCCGUGCAGCAACACCCACCAAUCAUGCAGCGUCGCCAAGCCACCCAACAAGCAAUGUUACAGUGACACCCAACCAUUCUCCUUCCAUCCACGUCAGUCUUCCUAGCUCGACAGCACACGGAAUCACCAGCCAUUCUGGUCCGUGCCACACAGCUGCCGGUCAUAUGACUUCCACCCACGUGUCCGUGACGCCUACAUCGGUGACACACACGUCAAGUACCUCACAUUCGACCAUGGUCCAUGCGCCGGUGGGAGGUCACAUUGCUGCUGCUCACAUGCCGGGACCUCACAUGACCAACCACCACUUGACUGGCAAUGCUGUGUCCGGAGGUCUCAGUGUUAGCAGCCAUGUCGCCGUUGCACCUCAGCAGAAGGCAACUGUUGGUGUGCCGUCUCCUCCAGUGGCAGCACCACCACCAACAACUGUCAAGGGGUCAGCCGAAGAUAAAGUUGAGGUUUCGGCUCCCCCAGAAGCAGCCAUGCCGUAUGACAAGCAAGGCGGCGAGUCUGGCCAGAAGCCUGAAGCCAUGACCAAUGGCGGUGCGGUGACGCCUCAGAUGACCAUGUUAACGGCAUCAGAGCCUGUUCGCCAAAUCUCCCAAAAACCGGUGGUCAAGCCUAAUGUCUUAACACAUGUCAUAGAAGGGUACAUCAUUCAAGAGGGACCUGAGCCAUUUCCGGUCAGCCGCUCAUCCCUUGUUGCUGAAACUGAAUCGCCUAAGCCCUCUGUGGAGACGAAUGGAAAAGCAGGGAAUGAUGAAAUUCAGCACAUUGCUCAAGUUCCUCCUUCAGAGGCUGAGCCUCCUCCUUCGAAGGUCAUGGCUGCUGGGCCGGACCGGGUGGAAUUGGCCAAGUGUGAGAUGUGCGGCAAGCUAGGCACAAAGUCAAAGUUCAAAAAGUCCAAACGCUUUUGCUCGUCGUCAUGUGUCAAGCGUUAUAACUUGGCAUGCUCUGAGCGGCUCGGCAUAUUUGCCUUCACCUCGGAGCCUGAAAAUGAGGACGAGCUCCCAGGGAGAGUAACUAAGAAGAAGAAAAUGGGAAGAAAGAACUGGCGAAAAGUUCAAGGAAAUCACUUCAACGAAUACUCAUCUGAAAAAUGGCCACACCAGCAACAGCAGCAACAGCAGCAACCACAGCAACAGCAGCAGCAGCAGCAACAGCAGCAACAGCAGCAACAGCAGCAACAACAGCAACCACAGCAAGCACAGCAGCAGCAGCAGCAGCAGCAGAAAGAGGAUGUUUCCCAGCCACAGCAGCAGCCGCAAGCACAGCCACAGCCACAACAGCAGCAGCAGCAGCAGGCUCGAAGCAAAGAUGUCAGCAUGGACAGUACUGAGCCAGCCAAAGAAGAUGCCAGCACGCCCAUGGAGACAGCUGCGAGUGCCUCGGUGCCCGAGCAGUUGCUAAGGCCUGAGAGCUCAGUUGAGUCGCCUGCGCCUGCCCCACCUGUGGAGAUGGAAGUGGAUGCACCAGAGCCAGUGCCAGUCUUGCCAAGCAAAAACCCAAGGAGUUGGACGGUGCAAGAGGUUGCCGACUACAUUCAAGAGCUUCCAGGCUGCACUGAUUACGCAGAGGAAUUCCGCUCCCAGGAAAUUGACGGUCAGGCGUUGCUUCUGCUCAAGGAAGAUCACUUGAUGACAGCCAUGAACAUCAAGCUUGGCCCAGCUCUCAAGAUAUGUGCCAAGAUCAAUGCCUUGCGAGAAGAACAGUAGCGCACGCAAAUUCAGACAGCCUCUCACACCGCUUGUGUUCGGACUGUGUUAUAUUUUUUUUUCCUCCUUGUGCUCAAGACAAGCUCUCCAAAAUCGAACUGUGCCGUGUAGAGUCAUUUCAGUUGGUUUGAGUGAGCAUCAAUAAGUGUAGUCAGCUAUGUGUGUGAUCACUGUAGUGUGUAUGUAGGUUGAUUCUGUGAUUUUGUGGAAAACGUGGAGUGGAUCCCUCAGUGAGACACUGCGAACAGGUGUGAUCAAACUUUGAGGUGGCGAUUUUGCACCGUGUUGGUUGUGCUUUGUGGACUUUGGUGCAUGAAACGCGAGAGGGCAAGUUCAUCCUCGCAUCACAGUUUUUCAUCGACAGAACUUUUUCAAGCUGCGAGUUGUGUUCUGGGACGCCGUGUACGGACACUCAUGUUCCUUUAAAGCAGGCUUGAGUGUGCUGUUUUAAGGUUUUCUUCUAGUAACUCACUUGGAAAAGAAGCAUGUUCUUACUGGACAUUAUCCAUAUGAAGCUAUGCUCUAUCAUCUCCACAUGAUAUCUGUGAAUUACGAUCACACAAUAAAGGAGGCUGAAACACGUGCAGCUUGACGAGCCAGGACACUGUGCAAACUGACCAGAUUCACCUACUGCUUGCCGUGUGCAAGGACGUGCGUAAGCUGCACUUCCCAUUUCUUACAGCAUCUUUCUGCCCCUACUGUUGUGAGUGUGUGAAUUCUUAGAUGACAUUCCCUGCGCCCUGUAGAGUUCCCGUAGCGCACAGCUGCAAUGUGGGUGAAUGGUCGCUUAUAUUUAAUUUAUUGUUGACCCACGUAAAAAUUAUUGUACAUCCUGGUUCAGAGUUGAAAGAUAGAUCCUAUUCAUUUAUGUGAUUUUGUGUGAGAGGUGGUGAAGUGUUAGUUAUUAAGCUCACUGCGUGAUUCGCGGCAAGAGCCAACUGUAAAUCUCAUCAUAGCUGGGGGAGUGAAGCUAACCAUGCCUAGCAGUGAGCAUCUCAUGUACAAAGUUUAGCGUGUCCAUUGCAAGAAAGUCCUCUGGUUAGUUUUUUAGCGAUGUGCGUAAGUGUGCGUGCCUGCUUGAGUGUAAGAGAACACAUUUAGUGGUGACGUCAGUUUGUGUAAGAUACCGACCUGGAUAUUUUUCUUCAUAACUGGUGAGGCAAUCUCUGUAUUCCAUGAUGCCUUGGAGCAUAUGAUGCCUGUAGCCUGAAAAUCUGUUGAUUGGUUGUGUAUGCUUUCUUUGUAAGCAACCUUUCUUUGUAAGCAACUAUCUUUAAUGUAGGAAAGCAGAAUGAAUGUUUUUACAUUUUGUUUGUUUCUGCAGCUUGCCAUGUGAAGCUGCAGUGCUGAGAUUCAUACUUAUAAAAUCAAAUAUUUCAUAUUUAUUUGUCAUGCUGGAAGAACCACUGUGUAAUUAUACUUAAAGUACUUGCCCAGAUGUUAAUAAAAAGGCUGUAUCCUCA
Molecule: messenger RNA, 6309 nt
Organism: Dermacentor albipictus
Lineage: Eukaryota; Metazoa; Arthropoda; Arachnida; Ixodida; Ixodidae
Product: polyhomeotic-like protein 1
Biological process (GO): positive regulation of pseudohyphal growth by positive regulation of transcription from RNA polymerase II promoter; chromatin remodeling; negative regulation of DNA-templated transcription
Cellular component (GO): nucleus; PRC1 complex
Molecular function (GO): transcription coregulator activity; histone binding; zinc ion binding
Source: RefSeq, a predicted model, not a curated record